GCGUCCUGUGUCUGGGUUUUCGGUGGAAGUGCCUCAGAUGGGCAGAAAAGCGGCGGUAGCUCAGAAAUGUCGUUGAUGAGGUCCUUGGAAUGCUUCACUGGGGCGUGCGCUGUGCUGAUGGCUCUUCCUGGCCCCGCCGCCCGAUGCAGGCAGCAGGCCGGGGUGAGCGGGGACCGAGCCGGGACAGGCUGCAGGCCGGGGUAUCAGUCUGUUGCACGUACUGACAGCUGUCAGGGGACUCCACGCUUCUAUUUAGGAAAUUGUUGUAUACAGAUCUACUUCAGCUUUUUGAUGAGCAGACAUGGCACUGGGAAAGGUGGUAACAGCAUCUGGGGCAAGAAGUUUGAAGAUGAAUUCAGUGAAUACCUAAAGUGUUCGGGGGGUAGUUUCAAUGGCAAACAAUGGUCCGAAUACCAAUGGAUCGCAGUUCUUCAUCACUUAUGGCAAGCAACCACACCUAGACAUGAAGUACACUGUGUUUGGAAAGUGUGGCAUUCCAGGGAUAAAAAAGAAACUCCUGAUCACAGAAGAUGCGACAGUGCUAAUAAGAGAAAGAGGUCAUCAUUAAGUGGUGCACAAGAGAACAAGCACUGCAAACAUGAUCUUUCUAAACUUCCUGACAGUACCCAUUCAGAAACCAAAUCUGUAAAUGAAAGAGACCAUCAUGAACGACGCUAUGUUGAAGAAUACAGAAACGAGUACGAUCAAGGACACGAUACUGGGCACCACAGUAGCAAAUCAUCGGGUCAUAGUGGGGCGAGUAGUUACAAAAGGAAAUACAAGACACAUCACACUACCUGUCAUCAUCAUCAUUCACAGAAGAGUCAUCGAAGGAAAAGAUCCGGGAGUGUAGAGGAUGAUGAGGAGGGUCACCUGAUCUGUCAGAGUGGAGACGUACUAAGUGCAAGAUAUGAGAUUGUUGCUACUUUGGGUGAAGGUGCUUUUGGAAAAGUAGUGGAAUGCAUUGAUCACAAAGAGGAAGGCAGACAUGUAGCUGUGAAAAUAGUAAAAAAUGUUGAUAGGUACUCUGAAGCUGCACGUGCAGAAGUGCAAGUACUGGAACAUCUCAAAGCAUCAGAUCCCAGCAGUACAUAUCGCUGUGUUCAGAUGUUAGAAUGGUUUGAGUACCAUGGACACGUCUGCAUUGUUUUUGAGCUACUGGGGCUCAGCACCUAUGACUUUAUUAAAGAGAAUGGUUUUCUGCCCUUUCGGCUGGACCACAUUAGGCAGAUGGCAUAUCAGAUCUGCAAAUCUGUGAACUUUUUGCAUUCAAACAAGUUAACACAUACAGAUCUGAAACCAGAAAAUAUUUUAUUUGUGAAGUCUGACUAUGUAGAAGAGUAUAACCCCAAAUUGAAAUGUGAUGAACGCAGACUAAAAAAUCCUGAUAUCAAAGUUGUGGACUUUGGGAGUGCAACAUAUGACGAUGAGUAUCACAGCACUUUGGUGUCUACAAGACAUUACAGAGCUCCUGAAGUUAUCUUAGCACUGGGAUGGUCACAACCCUGUGAUGUUUGGAGCAUUGGCUGCAUUCUCAUAGAAUACUACCUUGGUUUCACAGUAUUUCCGACCCAUGACAGCAAAGAACACCUGGCUAUGAUGGAGCGAAUACUGGGGCCAUUGCCAAGUCAUAUGAUUAAGAAAACCAGGAAACGCAAAUAUUUCCGUCAUGACCGGCUGGAUUGGGAUGAACACAGUUCUGCUGGCAGAUAUGUGUCAAGGCGCUGUAAGCCACUGAAGGACCAGUGUGAAGCCUACCUGAACAUAAAAGAGACACAGCCUCCAAAACCUGCCACCCCCACUGCAGAACUACCACCCAGCCUGACUCUGGCCCACAGCCAGGGAUUUCCUCUCCUUCCCCUUGCAUUUAGGGUCCGGGAUUCAAGAUGGUCUUCAGUCAUCAAUGAAGACUGAAGCAAAGAAGGAAUUCAACAACUCUGCCUUCUCUGUGUCUUCUGCCACGAGAGGUACCCAUAAGCAGGCUUAUAUUUUCCCUAAUCUUCCUUUUUUUUAAUUGAUGUACUGAAGAAACCCUUCUUGUUGUCCUUGAUACCCCUUGCCAGAUUUAAUUCCAGGUGGGCCUUAGCUUUCCUCGUUGCAUCCCUGCAUUCUCUGACUACAGUCCUGUAUUCCUCCCAAGUGGCCAGUCCUGUUUCCCACAUCCUGUAAAUUUCCUUCUUCCAUUUAAUUUUUUCCAGAAGACCCGUAUUCAUCCAUUAAGUCUCCUACCUCCUCCACUUCAUUUCUUUCUCAUAGGGAUGCACUGGUCUUGAGCUUGGAGGAAGUAGUGUUUGAAAGUUGCCCAGCUACCAUGGACAUCCAUACCUUCCAGGGCCCUAAUCCAUGGUAUUCCAUCGAGUAGAUCUUUGAAGAGCCUGUGUUUUUUGCUGACUUGACCACCCUCUCAUUUCUCACUCCCUGAAACCUGCUAGAGCCCAUGGCCUCACUAUUGCUAACAACAAAUGAUCAGUAAUAGCAUUUCCAAGCCUAAGCACAUCAUAUUCUUCUGUAAACAAUAUUACUUUCCAAAAUAACAGGGUCAGGUUACACAAAGCACAGGACUGGGUAAAAAUCUGUCCAGGCAACUCUGUUGGCAUUGCAACCACUGACCACACACCUGCAACAACCAUUCAUCCAUCUCACACCAGCAGAAGGGAACUUGACUACAGAGUCAAGAUCCACUCCUAGAAAAAAAAGCAAGCCAGUAUCUUUUCCUUUUAAGCCAAGUUUCUACAGUCUACACUUUGAAGAACGGAAACUGACUCAAACAAAAGUACUGUGGGGUAUACAGAGUAUUUCUAAGUAACCUGAUUGCUGUUAGUCACUAAGAUGGUCAGAGAGUUUACCACAGAUAAACUCUGUUCUUCACACACACACAACUCUUUCACAGAGUUCUUACACUGAAAAAAAAUUGAGCUUUUGCAGAGUCAAGUGAACCAAGGCUGACAGCAGCCUCAUCAAAGGGACUUACCCAGCAUUCCACCAGCCACCAGGAUGUCAAAAAGCGUUUCUGCAUAGCGGCGAUAGUCAAGUUUUGCACCAGAAGCAUCAAGAAACUUUGCUACUGCCUCCAAGUCAGUGCCAGUUUCGGUUAAACCUUGAAUAAUACAGUCCUGGAACUGGGUAGGGUCAAACCUCUCUUUUUCAUCUGUAAAGACAAAGUGUUUAAAUGAAGUUGUCACACACAGCUGUUUGGUUUUUAAAGUUUGUAAUUUAAAUCUUACUAAAAAACAACCCAUAACAAAACCUGCACUGGCAAGCCUGUUAAACAGAACUGAGAUCCUUCCAGCCUUCCAAGACAACUGCUGUUAACUAGCACAGACAAUGACUUAACAGCAUAGCCUAAAAAGAAUUUAAAUGGCCAACAGAGCAACAGUAAGUUUUGCUGCUUUAGCUCCCCUAUAAGUCAAGGCUGGGAGAAUGACUAUCAAAAGCUAAAACAUUUCUUAGAUACCUCUGGCUGAAUUCUAGCAGUACUUUCACCAAGAACAGUUGUUUGUGAUAAUCAUUAGCUGGCUCUAAUAAAGCUUAUCUGACUUCUCAGUAUGAUUCUAACACGCCUGUUCACAUGUUAGACCACUCUUUCCUUCCAAAAAGAGGCUCAGCUACAUACCAGAAGGCAAUUCUUAAUACUGAGUCCCUACAAUUUUGUACAUUUGACUUGUGUUCCAUUUCAGUCCUCUGGGACUACUGCUAUUUUGGACAAAAUAUUCUGACUGAAAAUCUGUGAACCAUUAUCACAUUAGAGCCAACUGACAGAACCUGCUUUCUGGCUAUGAAGACCAUCUCCUACGCUUAAUAUGGAAUCUGAAGCAAUUGCUUUUCUUCAGGUGCCUGGGGGAAACACAGGAAUCCGAGCUAACUUCUUAGUCUUAAAAAACCCCAAAAUAAUGGACUAUAAUUACCAUUGCCAAGAUCUACUUAGCAUCCUCUGUUGUUAAAGCAGAACACAUGCUUCUUCACAUUUAAGGUGCAUGAAUUGAUCAUAGCCUUGUUUUUACUAUGGGUAGGGUUUAGUUAAUAUGCAACAAAUUCACCCAUAUAACUAAUGGAAAACUUUAAAUAGAAGUGUCCAGCUUUACUCAUCUCAA
This is a messenger RNA of Apus apus (common swift), 4091 nucleotides long. RefSeq names its product peptidyl-prolyl cis-trans isomerase-like 3. The transcript has 18 exons. Gene Ontology annotation, biological process: protein folding; regulation of RNA splicing; protein phosphorylation. The record is from RefSeq and is a predicted model, not a curated record. Gene Ontology annotation, cellular component: nucleus; catalytic step 2 spliceosome. Lineage: Eukaryota; Metazoa; Chordata; Aves; Apodiformes; Apodidae. The coding region runs from base 67 to 1914 and encodes 615 amino acids. Gene Ontology annotation, molecular function: ATP binding; peptidyl-prolyl cis-trans isomerase activity; protein tyrosine kinase activity.